UAAAUGCAUUGGGUUAGACCUAGACCGAACUUAGGUAGGUCUCGAGAUAACCGUUUAUAGUUGAAAAUGAAAACUUUACAAUCAUGUGGGAAUGGGACAGGUCAGUGGUUUCAGAUCCAAAGUAUGCGGAGCUUAUGGAAGGGAUGCAAGUUCCUCUCCUCUCAAACUUUCUCAGCGUUUGAAAAUCUUCAAUUCCUUUCAUUCUCUUCAUCUCUUCCAAUCAAAUCAAUCUCUCCCUCCGCCGCAUCCAACUCUCUCCGCCGCUCGCCGCCGCUCUUAAUCUCUCAGGUAAUUAAAUACGCCACCACCCACAAAGCCACCCAACGAAUUCGCUCUUUCAUCAUCACUUCCGGCUUACUUCUCAACGCCACCACCAAUUUCAUCCUUCUCUGCAACACAUUACUCCAUUGCUACCCUCUCUACCAACCCCUCCGCCGCUUUCCUCACAUUCCCCCCGCCUACGAUACUUUCGCCUAUUCCUUCCUCCUCCAUUCUUGCGCCGAUUUGGAGCUCGCCGGACCUGGGCUUCAACUCCACACUCUUACUCUCAAGCUAGGCUUUCCUUCCCAUGUUUAUGUUCAAACUGCAAUUCUACGUAUGUAUGCCGCUUCUGGGUUUUUGCUUGAUGCUCUGAAGGUGUUCGACGAAAUGCCUGACCGAAGCUCUGUCACUUGGAAUGUGUUGAUUACUGGUUUGGUUAAGUUGGGUGAGCUUGGACGGGCUCGUGCUGUUUUUGAUCAGAUGCCGAUUCGGAAUGUUGUGUCUUGGACUGCUAUAAUCGAUGGAUAUACUCGUCUAAAUAGGCAUGAGGAAGCUGUGGGUUUAUUUUGGACAAUGGUGGCUCAUUAUGGUGUGGAGCCUACUGAAAUAACGCUUUUAACUAUUUUCCCUUCCAUUUCAAAUCUUGGGGGUCUUAAGAUUUGUCAAUCUGUACAUGCUUAUGCAGAGAAGAAAGGGUUUAAGGUAUCUGAUAUACGCAUUGCUAACUCAUUGAUUGAUUGUUAUGCGAAAUGUGGUUGUAUUUUUAGUGCAUCAAGGGUGUUUGAAGAAAUGUCAGCUGAAAGGAAGAAUUUGGUAUCUUGGACGUCGAUAAUCUCAGGAUUCACAAUGCAUGGAAUGGGAAAAGAAGCUAUGGAGAGUUUUGAAAUUAUGAAGAAAGAAGGCCAUGAUCCGAACCGGGUCACGUUCUUGAGCAUUUUAAGUGCUUGCAGCCAUGGAGGACUGGUUAAGGAAGGUCUAGAGUUUUUUCAAAAGAUGGUUGAUGAGUAUCAGAUUGAGCCAGAUAUAAUGCACUAUGGGAGUUUAAUAGACAUGUUGGGAAGAGCAGGGAGGCUUGAAGAAGCUGAAAAGAUAGCUUUGGAGAUACCUAUGGAGAUUACCAAUGUCGUUAUUUGGAGGACGCUUUUAGGUGCCUGUAGUUUUCAUGGUAAUGUAUCGAUUGCUGAGAGGGUAACACAGAGGCUAUUGAACAUGGAGGGAGCAUAUGGGGGUGAUUAUGUGCUCAUGUCUAACAUUUUUGCUGCAGCUGGAAAAUAUGGAGAUGCUGAGAAAUGGAGAAGAUUGAUGGAUUCUAGCAAUUUCUCCAAAAUUCCAGGAGAAAGCCUUGUCUAAAGUUAAUAAGCAUUUGUUGGAAAAAAUUUUCUUCAUGUGUACAGCUUUGGCAAGGAAUUCUGAUAUGAAUGAGGCAGAAUUGCAAUAUCGGAGCGAGGAUUAUCGAGGAAGCUACGGAUCAGUAUGAUAAUGGAUCUACUACAAGCAUGGAAUGGACCUCUUGGACGUGAGAAAUUAUUGGUUGAAGUAACCAAUUAUUGCCUAUAAAUUUUGCCUAUUUACAUGAAGAAUAAUGAUGAGGGUUUGAUUUGGGUAUUCGAGCCAAUAAAUUUUGGGAAGCUGCUCAAGCUGACUCGCUCCAUCUCAGUUGAUACCAUCCAGCACCACGAACAACUGCAAAAGAUAGACGAGUGAGAAGACUUCAAAAGAACUUGUGCAAGAGAAGAAGUGUAAUGCUUGACAAACAAUUUUUGGUGGUUCAAGAUUGCAGUCCACAAAAGGGUAGAACCACGUAAUUUAAAGGUUAACCAAGGAAUGAAGGUAACGCCUCUACUUUUGACUUCUAGACACACAUGAAGGGUUCACGUGUGGCUCUCUCAGACAUUUCUCUCAUUUAUGUGCUCGAGUUAGUAAGCUCCAAAACUUAAAAAAUAAUCUAAUAAUUCAUUGGAGGGUUUUAGAAAUACAUAGUAAACCCCUUCGUAUCAUAACUUAGGAAAAUAGAUACAAGUUGAGAGUUCAUACAACACCAUUCCAAAACUCAUAACCUCUUGAUUGAAGGUGCAUUUGUAUUUUUGGAUUAUUUUGAGUUGCAAGAGAUUUGAACAUCUACCAGGCGUCAAUCGAUAGUAUACAGGUCAUUGUCAUAGUUUGGUUCAUUGCUUUGAAUUCAUAUUUAUAACUCUGAUUUAUGGCCUGGAUAAUGAAAGUAAUCAUGUGGGUCUUAUUAUAAGUAAGAGAAUGUUAAUAGUUUACAUACUGGCUUUGGAUACAUCACUUUAUCGAUAAGUACAAUUACAUAAGGACAGUCAUAGCAGAUGAAGCUAGGAAUUGAAAUUGCAGGAUCAAACUUGGAGCUUUGGGAGUUGUCAUGGAGUUAGGCUGUGCUUUACCCUUUAAAUUCUGCUGGAGUUCAUAAACCAUGGGAGAAUAUCAACUCUAUUUCAGCAUAAUUACAUUACACAUACAGCAUUUCAUAUUCCAGCAAAGGAAAAACAUAAGUGCAGCUCGGCUGCCAUCCAAUUGGAACAUGCUCUUCCAGCAAUAUCCCAAUGCAAAAUAAGUCAGUUUGUACGUAAAAAGUAUUCAAAUACAAAGCUUGAUAGACAUAUUGACAGCAUAGGUAAAUCAACCAUCUUCUGCAACCAUGGAUUUUGAACUAGCUUCUUUAAUUCUAUCUUUGAACAGAGGCAAGAUUGAUCUGUCCAGGUCCUCCCGAUGUAUCAUUGAAGAAAUUGCUGGCAUCCCAUUUUCUCUUCGUUGUCUUUUAGAGCAUUUUUUGGGGUCUCUCUAUGUAUCAACUUCCUGCCUGGAUUUCCUCUGCUUUAAUUUAGAAGUAGUUGCUUUACUGCAUUUUUCUAAACAAAAAAAUAAGGAAAAAAUAAACUUGAAACUGGAUUUAUGGUCAGAGAAACUUCAUCCAGUUUGAUCCAAUUCACAGCUCCCCAAAAUCAAUAGUUAGAAAGGAGAGCAUCUUCGUAACAAAUUCACAUUGGUUGUGUCUGAGACAUGUUCUAAGAAACUGGAUUUAUGGUCUGAAACAAAUUCACAUUGGUUGUCUGAGACAUGUUCUAAGAACAAGUAAAUAUCCUUUUAUAGAAAACCAUUCCAAAUGGACUCAGAAAGGUAUGGCAACGGCUCCUGCUGCUAUCAAUUUUCAAUGGGAAAUAAAAAAUUAUGUUUGAAAAAGUUAUCAAUCUACACAACUCAAAACACCAAUAAAUGCAUGUGUUCUACUUCAGAAAGACCAAAAGUAAAAGAAAAAUGCUAAAAUACAAAA
Molecule: messenger RNA, 3550 nt
Organism: Benincasa hispida (wax gourd)
Lineage: Eukaryota; Viridiplantae; Streptophyta; Magnoliopsida; Cucurbitales; Cucurbitaceae
Source: RefSeq, a predicted model, not a curated record